AUGUUCUCUUCUCUUGCUGGCAGAACCUACAUCGUCACCGGUGGUGCUUCUGGCAUCGGCCUCGCAACGGUCAACAAGUUGCUCGGCCUCUCUGCAACCGUCCAUGUCAUUGACAGAGCUCGGGAGCCGCCCAAGAUCACUGCCGGUGCCGGCAAGGUUCAUACCUACCCAGACAUCGACGUGAGCUCCCGCCAAGCCGUAGCCGACACCUUCAAGACCAUCGUCGAUUGCACCCCUACCAUUUCCGGCCUCGUCAACGCCGCCGGCAUCUCCCCUUCCGGAAACUACGACAUGGCGGGCGAAGGCUACGCCAUCGAGAAGGACGAGACGUACGCACGCAUCAUGGACAUCAACGCGGGCGGGACGUGGAACGCGACGACCGAACUGCUGCGCCACACGCUCGCGAGCAAGAGAGCCGAGGGGGGCAUGGUCAGCAUCGUCAACAUCGGGUCCCUGGCUUCGCUGCGGGGAAUCCGCAUGAUGGCUGCAUACUGUGCCAGCAAGCACGCCGUGCUUGGGAUGACCAGGUCGUGGGCGCUAGAGUACGCGGAUCAAGGCAUCAGGGUCAACUUGAUCGCUCCUGGGCUCAUCAGGACGCCCCUCGGAAUGAAAGCGGUGGGGUCUGAGGAUGAGCGCACCAAGGUCGCACAGGCCUAUGCGGACGGGAUUCCUAUGAAGCGGAUUGGGGAACCGGAUGAUAUAGCGGGACCCAUUGUCUUUUUGCUUAGUGACGAGGCAUCCUACAUGACUGGCGAGGCGAUUUUAGUGGGCGGAGGAUUGUGA
Diplodia corticola is the source of this 783-nucleotide messenger RNA. RefSeq names its product short-chain dehydrogenase reductase sdr. NCBI's taxonomy places the organism in Eukaryota, Fungi, Ascomycota, Dothideomycetes, Botryosphaeriales, Botryosphaeriaceae. Gene Ontology annotation, molecular function: oxidoreductase activity, acting on the CH-OH group of donors, NAD or NADP as acceptor. The record is from RefSeq and is a predicted model, not a curated record. The coding region runs from base 1 to 783 and encodes 260 amino acids. The transcript has a single exon.